GUUGGUCUGGUGAUUGGGGCGCAGGUGGCGGAGGAUCCUCCGGCUGGCAGGCGAGCUUGGACGGCGGCGCGGAAGCCGCCGUCCAAGCUUCGCAGGGAGAAGGCGUUCAACGACGAGAAGGACGCGAUGCGCCGCGAGCUGGCAGUCAAGGACGCGACCAUCCAGAGCCUCCGCGGCCAGCUCGCGGAGCACGCGGACGCGGCGGCGAAGCUCGUGGAGAAGGAGAAGGAGUGUCUGCGGCUCUUCACGAAGCUCGAGGCGGAGCAGAAGUGGACCGAGGGGUACAAG
Messenger RNA from Effrenium voratum, 288 nucleotides. The record is from the annotation of a GenBank genome assembly. Lineage: Eukaryota; Dinophyceae; Suessiales; Symbiodiniaceae.